This is a messenger RNA of Apodemus sylvaticus (European woodmouse), 1462 nucleotides long. It is a transcript of the gene Raly, whose product is annotated as RALY heterogeneous nuclear ribonucleoprotein. The transcript is spliced from 10 exons. Gene Ontology annotation, cellular component: nucleus. Gene Ontology annotation, molecular function: RNA binding. Bases 210 to 1139 code for a protein of 309 amino acids. Lineage: Eukaryota; Metazoa; Chordata; Mammalia; Rodentia; Muridae. The record is from RefSeq and is a predicted model, not a curated record.
GCCCUAUUUCUAGAGACAGCUGCUGUUGACCCCAUACCCCAAAGGACGAAAUAGCUGGCUAAACUCAUUCUUGGGUUUUCUUCUCCAGAGCCAAGGUCAUUUGCAUUCAUAUAUAUGUUGUAGCAAAGAUUGAAACAGAAAUGUCAGCUCUCCUACAUCUUCAUCAACAGCCUUCUUAAGUCCCCUGUGGUGUCAAUAACGUGGACACCAUGUCCUUGAAGAUUCAGACCAGCAAUGUAACCAACAAGAAUGACCCUAAGUCCAUCAACUCUAGGGUCUUCAUUGGGAAUCUAAACACAGCUGUGGUAAAGAAGUCAGAUGUGGAGACCAUCUUUUCCAAAUAUGGCCGUGUGGCUGGCUGUUCUGUGCACAAAGGCUAUGCUUUUGUCCAGUAUGCCAAUGAGCGCCAUGCCCGGGCAGCUGUGCUGGGAGAGAAUGGGCGGGUGCUGGCUGGACAGACCCUGGACAUCAACAUGGCUGGAGAGCCCAAGCCUAAUAGACCCAAGGGGCUAAAGAGAGCAGCAACUGCCAUCUACAGUGGCUACAGCUUUGGCUAUGAUUACUACCAAGACUACUUCUGUGCCAGGCUGUUUGAUUAUCGAGGCCGCCUUUCUCCAGUGCCUGUGCCCAGGGCAGUUCCAGUGAAGCGUCCCCGUGUUACGGUCCCUUUGGUUCGACGUGUCAAAACUACAAUACCCGUCAAGCUCUUCUCCCGUUCCACAGCUAUCACUACUGGCUCAGCCAAAAUCAAGUUAAAGAGUAGUGAGCUACAGACCAUCAAAACAGAGCUGACGCAGAUCAAGUCCAACAUCGAUGCCCUGCUGGGUCGUCUGGAACAGAUUGCUGAGGAACAGAAGGCCAACCCAGAUGGCAAGAAGAAGGGUGACAAUAGCAGCAGUGGUGGAGGAGGGGGCAGCAGUGGUGGAGGUGGAAGUGGCAGUGGAGGUGGUGGCAGCAUCGGCGGUGGCAGCAGCAGCCGGCCACCAGCCCCCCAAGAAGACACGGCUUCUGAAGCGGGCACACCCCAAGGAGAAGUCCAAACUCGAGAUGAUGGUGAUGAGGAGGGACUGCUAACACAUAGCGAGGAGGAGCUGGAGCACAGCCAGGACACCGAUGCAGAAGAUGGAGCCUUGCAGUAACCAGCUUAACAGUAUCAUUGGCCACCAGCAGGGCAUCACUGUCUUACGCCUCAAGCCAGGCACCCAUCUCUGGAUGCCAGUCUAUAGCGGGUACCAGAGGAAAGCUGGCAGCAGUAACUCCUCUCCCCAUGCAUCCUAGCCAGUGAGUGCUACAUCCUUUGCAAGUGGAGUUAUUGGCCUACCCUUACCCAUGCACUCUUCCUGUCUGCACUGCCUGGGCCAAGGGGCAGAACCACUCUGCUCUUCUUCCCCAGGACAUUCCCAGGCUUGGGGUUUUUCUAUAGGUUUGAAAGUAAAGGGGAGGAGGGAGGGAGGGGGAACCU